Octopus sinensis (East Asian common octopus) is the source of this 1674-nucleotide messenger RNA. RefSeq names its product transient receptor potential cation channel subfamily M member 3-like. Gene Ontology annotation, biological process: monoatomic cation transmembrane transport. The transcript is spliced from 10 exons. The coding region runs from base 1 to 1674 and encodes 557 amino acids. Gene Ontology annotation, molecular function: monoatomic cation channel activity. The record is from RefSeq and is a predicted model, not a curated record. NCBI's taxonomy places the organism in Eukaryota, Metazoa, Mollusca, Cephalopoda, Octopoda, Octopodidae.
AUGACUGAAACUCUACACAAACUUGAUUCUCUGAGAACUGACAACGUUUCCUUGCAGACUGAGAUUUUGACUUACAAAAAACUCUUGGAUAACGAGGAAAAACGGUUUUUAUCACAAUUUCUUAUUGUUGAUCAAGAUGUGGAAGAGGAAUAUACAUUUCUGGAUAUCAAACUCAGUGGGCUAGUCUGCAUUAGAGUAUGGCCAGAAAGAGUCGGCAAUUCUUCAGAGAACGAUGUCAUUUGGACUAAUUUUCCUGAAAUAAUUGGAUGUGCAUCGCUUAAAAUAAUUUUCUAUAGCGAUACAAUGAAGUAUAUCCGUUUAUCCAAUUCGACUAAAAUUGAUAAAGUUAUUCAACUCUUGACAGAGCACUGGGGACUGAACCUCCCAAAAUUAGUCAUUUCUGUUUACGGGGGAAUGAGGAACUUUGAUUUGAAUAAAAAAAUCUUAAAGAUAAUCAGAAGGGGAUUGAUUGAAUGUGCCAAAACGACCAAUGCUUGGAUUCUCACAACUGGAAUAAAUGCUGGAGCGAUCAAAGACAUUGGGGAAUCACUGUCAGACUGUUCAAGACGUGAUCGGUCAAAAUUUGCGUUAAUUGGGAUUUCUCCUUGGGGUGUCGUUUCUGACCGUCAUAGACUCAUAAACACAACAGAUUCUGAACUUGAGUAUGUUUUAACUGAAGCUUUGCUGAAUGACGACGACGAGUUUGUACAGCUGUUCCUAGAAAAUAACGUCUCUCUACACAGAUAUCUCACCCUAAGCAGACUUCAAGAUUUAUAUCGAGCUAACAACACACAAGACCCGGAGUCGAAUUUUAGCCAGCCUGAUGAAUUCACGCCUGGGAAAUACCCUUUCAACGAACUCACAAUUUGGGCAGUUCUCACCAAUCGCCACAACGUGGCCAAGUUCAUUAAUGGCAAAGGAAGUAAUACAAAAUGGACUGGAUCUCGAUAUAGCGGAAAUAUUUCGUGCUCAUUCCAAGUCGACUUAACCACUCAUUUUAGUGAGUUCAAAAAAUUAGCUUACAAUCUCCUGGACUAUUGUUACCACGAAGACGAUGAAAUAACUCUUCGGUUGCUUACAUAUGAAAUGAAAGAAUGGAGCAAUCACAACUGUCUUAGUCUUGCCGUCUCCACCAAUCACAGAGAUUUUAUUGCCCAUGGUUGCUGCCAAAUGUUAAUCACUGAAAUGUGGAUUGGUGGCCUACGAACUAGCAAGUAUAUAACACUUAAAGUUGCCGAUUGUGGCAAGACAGUCAAAUGUAUUGUGGGACGUUGGCUGUCUCCGGUCAUCAUGUCACUCUAUUUAAUUGUCGCAAACAUUCUUCUCAUCAAUUCUUUGAUUGCUGUUAACACUUUUACACGAAUAAAUGCAAUUUCAAACAAAGUUUGGAAAUUUGGUCGUUACCAACUAACUAUUGAGUACGAACAGAAACCUACCUUGCCGCCUCCUUUCAACAUCUUUUUAUUGGCGAGGAUAAUUAUUUUGAAAUAUAUCAAAAAUAAGCAAUCUUAUAAUGUGCGACAAGAGAGUGGAUUGAAAUUAUUUUUGACAGCUGAAGAAAUCGAGAAAAUACAGGAUUUCGAAGAGGAAUGUGUCGAUGACUAUUAUAGGGUUGAAGAAAGAAAAAAGAAGCAUUUAAUAGAAAAGAUUAUUCCCAAGAUUAACAAAAAGUAG